AUGUGGGUGCUGGGAGUGGCUCAGCCCAAUCUUCUGGACGUCUUUAUAACCCAAUUCUUGGUCCGUGCUAAGUGGACGGAGUGUUGUGCCUGCAUCGGUCGUCGGUUAAUGAUGAAAAUGUUUUGGAUGCUUCUUUAUGGCUGCUUUCUUCCCCUGGCUAGCGCCGCCUAUGACAUUGUGAUGCCUACGGCCACCCACAAUCUCACGGACUACCUGCAUACCCGGCAGAAACGUCAUCAGCUGAUAUACAGGAACGGCGGAACAAUACGGCUGGUAGUCGGACCCGUGAUGCCCACCCAACUGGAGGAUGCGGUUUCCUGGCGUGGUUUGCUCUACUUCUGGACACUCCACUUUGGUGGAUACACGUUGCCCUCAGAACCGCUCUAUCCCUGGGAUAAAUGGGAGACGAUCUAUGCGCGAUCGCUGCAGGAGCAGGUCCGACGGUUGGAUGCCUCGCACGAGGACGAUACCCGACUGUUUGUAUACGAAAUCUUGGAGAAGUACAUGGACCAGGCAAGUGGUUCGGUGGGUCUGGGCCGUCAGUGCUUGUUGCGCGGCAUCUGCGAGAAUGCCCAGAUACAUCAACACUUGGGAAUCGUGGCAGAGCUCCUGAACAUCUUGCUUACACCGGGAAAGGCGCGCUUAGAUCUUUCCUAUAGGGAGGCAUAUGCGGCGGGGCUAGCCGGCAGCCACUGCUCGGAGCAGUUCGAGGAGUGUCCGAGAGGAAAAAGUGUCUUGGAUGCUUUCGCAGUGGAUUUGGAGGACUGAAGGCGAUAGGAGCUUUGCGGGCAGAGCUAAACGUAUGCUUUACAGAGUCUUGAUUAGACUUCUUAUUAGGUUUAAAACAUUAAAAAACGUACAAUAAAGGGUAGAUCCUGAUCAAAGGC
Messenger RNA from Drosophila persimilis, 887 nucleotides. RefSeq lists its product as uncharacterized. The record is from RefSeq and is a predicted model, not a curated record. Lineage: Eukaryota; Metazoa; Arthropoda; Insecta; Diptera; Drosophilidae. Bases 1 to 768 code for a protein of 255 amino acids. The transcript is spliced from 3 exons.